Molecule: messenger RNA, 1330 nt
Organism: Onychostoma macrolepis
Lineage: Eukaryota; Metazoa; Chordata; Actinopteri; Cypriniformes; Cyprinidae
Gene: higd1a
Product: HIG1 hypoxia inducible domain family, member 1A
Exons: 4
Coding region: 166-465 (99 amino acids)
Biological process (GO): mitochondrial respirasome assembly
Cellular component (GO): mitochondrion
Source: RefSeq, a predicted model, not a curated record
UUUAUUUUGUAAAAACGGUUAGCUACGUCCUUUGACGUAUGACAUAUUACAUCACUCUGUUCCCGUGCACGUAGACAGUCACGCAGCUCUCAACCGGCAGAGAAGGACAGGUUCACAACAGCGUUCACCAGGAAACCUCCUGAAAAGUAUUGCCUUUUAGCCAACAUGACUGCCGUGGAAUACGAAGACAAUGAAUCCAAGUUUAUCAGAAAAGCCAAAGAGAAUCCAUUUGUCCCUGCAGGGAUGGCUGGGUUCUUUGCCAUUGUGGCAUACAGACUGUUCAAACUGAAGAGCAGAGGAGAAACGAAGAUGUCGGUCCACCUGAUUCACAUGCGUGUCGCUGCGCAGGGCUUCGUGGUGGGAGCGAUGACUUUAGGGGUGAUCUAUUCUAUGUACAGAGAGUACAUUCUCAAACCUCAUGAAGCACAGAAAGCGUUAGAGCAGAAGGCAUUGGAAAAAAAGUGAAGAGAACUGUGUUAGAUUCAUGCAAUAUCCUUAAUACCAACUGUUAAAGUGUCCCUUUGUAUUUAUUGCUAACAUAAUUUAGGACUUUUUUUUUUUAGAAAAAAAUAAAAAAAUCUUUAAACUGGUUUCUUUUUAAACUGUAUUAAACCUCAGAAAAGGAGAUUUGUGUUUUCAUUAUGUUGCCUGGCAUGUUUAAAAUACCUUGUACAGUAUGUGACGGAAUUAUAGCUAUUUUGCUACCGCCGACUACUAUUUAUUUAUCAUAUCAGUAACAAACUGAUGAAAACAAUCUAAAAUGUUUUUUUUUGUUACUGAAAAUAUUUGGACUAGUAUAAUUUCUGCUACAUGCUGCUGCUCGUAUGUCAGUGUUGUGCACUUGUUUCAGCACAGAGGUGUGGUAUCAGUACCUUUGUACCUUGCAACUCAAGAUUCGUUCUUGUGUCAUUUAAGUCAAUAAAUGAAAGAAAUCGCAGGUUAACAUCCUUAACGAACCAUCAUCUGAAAUUUUACAAUGCAUUGAACGCAAUAUGGGGACUUGUCCACUGCUAAAUGAUUAACGGUACUAGUUCUGUGCAGAUGUAGUGCUGUUGUUACAAACAGGAUAUUCAGGAGCUGAAGCAACACUGUUUUCGAGUGUGUAUGAGUGCGAGUGCCACGAGGAAUGAGAGGUGCUUGUUCUUUUGUAGAUAUAUUGAUUGAUUGUGUUACUAUGUCUGGUAAUUAUUGCACCUUUUUUUUCAUAUUUCAAAACAGACACAAGUUGUACUUUUAGAGUGAUAUAUAUUUUGAGGAUCUCAGCUACCACUGCGUUUAUCUUUGCCAAUAAAAACUAUUGUAAUUCCAAUAAACUCUUCUGGUUAUUUCA